Molecule: messenger RNA, 2528 nt
Organism: Cuscuta epithymum
Lineage: Eukaryota; Viridiplantae; Streptophyta; Magnoliopsida; Solanales; Convolvulaceae
Source: the annotation of a GenBank genome assembly
GCAAAGCAAAAGUAACUCGAUUACCACUAGCUUAGGUAUAAACAUGGCUUAUUGGUAUAACCUUUCCUUUCUUUGUGUCGUCGUUUCUUUGGUGUUGGGUGGCUUUCAUCAUUCCGCCGCCGGCAGCGGCAACACCCAAAAUCAGAUCAGAGAUAGUGAUGGUGAGGAUAUUUACAUUGUUCAUGUCAGGCCAUUCCCGGCGGCCGCCGCCAAUGGCCGCCGGUUCACCACCCUUUACCACUACCACCAAUCAUUUGUGUCCGAUCUCGUCAGCAGCACCGCCGCCGCCGGAGCAGAAUCGCCGCCGUCUCCAGUUAUACUCCACUCCUACCGCCAUGUGAUCUCCGGGUUUGCGGCAAAGCUGACGCCGGAGAUGGUGAGCGAAAUGAGCCGUAAAGAAGGGUUCGUCUCGGCUAAGCCGCAGAAAGUGUACCAUUUGCACACCACCCAUUCGCCGGAGUUCUUGGGCCUCCUCCGCCAAGACGGUGGUGGGUUGUGGGAAAAGUUUGGAAAUUAUGGGAAGGGCGUGAUAAUAGGGGUUUUAGACACCGGGAUCACCCCCGCCCAUCCCUCGUUUUCCGACGAAGGCAUGCCGUCUCUUCCGCCGAAGUGGAAGGGGAAAUGCGAGUUUAACGGGACGGCGGCGGCGGUAUGCAACAAGAAACUGAUAGGUGGAAGAAACUACGUGGUCAACGGGUCCUCCGUUGACGAAGAAGGGCACGGCACACACACCGCCAGCACAGCCGCCGGAAACUUCGUGAAGGACGCGUCCCUGCUCGGGAACGCGAAGGGAACGGCUUCUGGAAUGGCACCGCAGGCUCACGUGGCAAUGUACAAGGUGUGUGGCUCUAUUGGAUGCCUAAGCUCCGCCAUACUGGCCGGAAUCGACGACGCCAUAGAGGACGGCGUUGACGUGCUCUCCAUCUCGCUCGGAGGUUUCGGCGACCUGCCAUUCUUUGAGGACGUCAUCGCCGUCGCUGGCUUCGCUGCAACGACGAAAGGCAUUUUCGUGAGCUGUUCCGCCGGCAACGACGGCCCCACUCCACAGACAGUGUCAAAUGUGGCUCCCUGGCUUCUCACGGUAGGGGCGAGCACCAUUGACAGACGGAUCAAGGCAGCCCUCGUUCUUGGAAGCAAGGUUGAAUUAGAGGGCGAAUCAGCCGCGCAAAUGGGCAGCGCCUUACCGGCGAUGCCCUCUCUGCCUCUCGUGUACCCGGGUGGCGCCUCGUCAUCCAAGACCAACGCAACCGCCGCCGCAUUCUGUGCGUCGCUGAAUGGAACUGAUGUCAGAGGAAAAGUGGUGUUGUGUGACCGAGGAGGCGAUAUCGGUAGAGUCGAUAAGGGGAAAAUCGUGAAGGCUGCUGGUGGGGUUGCCAUGGUUCUUGUCAAUGAUAAACCCAAUGCUUACUCACUACUGGCUGAUGCUCAUGUGCUUCCUGCUACUCACUUGAGUUACAAUGAUGGGUUGAAGGUGAAAGCCUAUAUAAAUUCCACCUCAUCGCCUACGGCCACUAUCGCCUUCAAAGGCACUAUUAUAGGGGAGAAAGAUGCACCUGCAGUUGCAUCUUUCUCCUCCCGCGGGCCUAACAUUGCUAGCCCAGGAAUCCUAAAGCCAGACAUCAUCGGACCCGGGGUCAACGUUCUUGCUGCAUGGCCUGAUUCGGUGAUUGAUGAAAACAAAAUUAGGGUGACGAAUGAGAGUUCGAAAACCCCAAAGUUUAACAUGAUUUCUGGCACGUCAAUGUCAUGUCCGCACCUUAGUGGAAUUGCAGCACUACUCAAGAGCGCACACCCGACUUGGUCACCCGCUGCAAUCAAAUCCGCUAUCAUGACCACAGCCUAUCACGACAACCUCAACGGUAGCAUGAUCGCCGAUGAAACAUUGAGUCCCGCAGAUUUCUUCGCCAUAGGUGCAGGUCACGUGAACCCGGGACGAGCAAUUGAUCCCGGGCUAGUCUAUGACUUGCAACCUAAUGAUUACAUCCCUUACCUUUGCGGUCUUAAUUACACAGAUGAUCAAGUUCAUGUUAUUGUGAACAUGAAUGUUAGCUGUUCACAUUUUAGCCGCAUACCCGAGGCACAAUUGAACUACCCGUCCUUCGCUAUCCAGCUCGGGAAAACGAAGUCCAUAACAUAUUCCAGGACGGUUACCAACGUUGGGGAAGCAAACUCGGAGUACACGGCUAAAAUCACCGCAAUCCCGGGAGUUGAUGUUUUGGUUAAGCCACAAACUCUUGUCUUUCGUGAGGUGAACCAGAAACUAUCUUACAAUAUUACCUUUUCCCUAACAUCUAAAGGGUUCAAUAAUGAGAAGCAGGUUCAAGGGGCAAUUUCUUGGAUCUCUAAGAAGAACAUUGUUCGAAGUCCGAUUGGUGUUUCACUAUUGGGAUUGACAAGUAUGGUCAAUGAAGAUGUGGGGGUAUUGGAAGUGGAGUGAUUAUUUUCCCUUAAUUGGCUAACUGUUUUUCUGUUUGCCUACUGUCUUUCAUAUUGUUCCAUGACAAUAAAAUUAAUUAAUUAAGUGCACA